AUGGAGCCCGUAGAGGAUCCCCACAAGAGUGCGCCAGUGAUUCGUGGCGGAUCAGACGUUCGGCAGCGACUUCCGCCAGUGGUUCGCCGGGCGUCUUUUCCUGACGAUCUCGUGGUCGCGGGCGAUCCUAACUUCACGUGGCGCGGCGACUCUGGCGGCGAAGCGCAUCCGCGAGCGGCGUAUUCGUCCCUCCACUCCGUCGGACCUGCUGACGACGCGCAGCUCGUACCUGCUGCGACAGCGAGCUUGAAUUUUUCCCUUGGUCCUCCACGCGCUCUUUUGCCGUCCUCGAGGCAGCGAGCUCGCGACACCUUCGUCAAGAGCCUUCCCGCCGUCGCCAUGGACGUCGCGGACGCUGCGGCGACUGCGACGGCGCAUCGCGAUGAUCAGACCGGUGACGGGAAUCUGACGGUUCGCACCUUCACGUUUCCUCUUCCCGCUGACGAAUCUGCCUCGCCGCGUCCCGGUUUUAAGCGAGGCCGAGGCCCCGACCAAGACGACGACGACGACGACGACGGCGACGACGAGGUGCAAGGGCGGGAACGACCGUCGCGGUCUUCUUCCUCACCGUCCAGUGCGGGUGUCGCGAGACUGAGCCCUGCGAAGUUCGCAGGUCAGGGAAGCGGCGGCAGCGGCAAGAACAGCGAAGGAUCGUCCCGCGGUAAGUUGUCAGGACGACGUGGCGAGCCGGCGGAUGCGGCAUUGUCGACCGAGAUCAGGCGAAUCGCUAGUGGCGCUCGUCUCGCUGCUCCGUCUCCCGUGCCACAGGCUCGUGCCAACCUAGACCGCCAGAGGCUGUCCCCCGAAUCGCGCUUCCCGCAGCCUGUAAAAAACGCGCACACCACGGAAUUGCCGCCGCCACUUACCCCCGCUCUCCCGCGUCCCGUGGGCCCGCAUAUUACGCAGCGCGACCGCGUCCAUAUGAGUUUCGCACGGGGCCCCCAGGCUCCGCAAUUCCCGCAGCCGACGCCGCCACCUUUCCUGGGCGGCUCGACUGGUGUGGCCAGCUCCGCCGCCACCGCGAGCAGCGCUGCGGCGGCAGCUCCCGCCACAACUGUGGCUGCCUCCGGAGGGUGGAGUGGUCCCGACGGCUCGAGCUUGCUCAUGCACAGGCGGCUUCUGCCCGUCGCUGAUGCGGGGACGGGCUUGGGCGCACGGGGUGGCGACGAGAGGGGGCCCCAUGCCCUUGGGGCGGAGGAAGAGCAGCGCGAGGCCGCCGCGGACGCGACAGGCGGAGGGGAGCACGGGUGGCAGUGGCACACGCGGCUACGGCGUGCGCGCACGGAGGGCCGGCUGCUGGGGGAGGUGUCGUCGCACAACAGCAACACGUUCGCGGCGGGCGACGAGCGCAUGGCGGGGCCGCUGGGCUUGGCACGCCUGGAGUGGCAGGGGCUGCUCGCCGCAGGCGCGGGCGGGAGGUUCGGUGGUGCUGAGGAGCGCAUUGCGGCCUUGCUGAGGGGCGCGGGGGGAAACGCCACGGACAGUGGCAAUGGCGGCGGGGAGACGGGGGUGAAGCGCGGAGCAACGUUUCUUACUCCGCGCACAGAGAGUAGCGGUCCUGGUUGGCAAUUAGCGCAGCAGCAGCAGCAGCUGCAACUGCAACAGAUCAACGCAGCGGCGCUCGUUUCCGCUGCAGCUGCUGGCAUUGCAGCGUCAACCCACCAAAGGCAGACGGCGCAAGAGCUGGCGGAGGCGCAGCCAGUGGCGCAACCGAGUCCCCCUCUGCUGCCGCGGUUGCCAGCUCAGCAUCCAAGCGGGGGCGCGGUGCUGUCGCCCCACGGGGUGCCUCCUCGCCGCGUGUCCAGCUUCGACUUCUCACUUAUGAGCCACAAAGUGCCCCCACCUCUCCCCCGCGCCGCAUCGUACCGUGAACCACCCCCGGGCCCCACCGCUGCAGCAGCUGUAGCGGAGGGGAGGGCGGGCGGAGCUGGGUAUGGCAGCGGCGCCGCAGACGUGGGAGGACGGCGCGGGUCGGAAACUGUGGGUGGGGGCGGGGCGAGCGUGGGUCGAAGCGGAAGGGCUGGGGGUGGGGGUGGGUCGACGACAACAGGAGCUGCCGGGGCUGUGGCGGGUGGGGGAAGCAAGGGGCGGUUGUGGUGUGGCGAGGAGGGGUACAAGUGCAAGGACUGCGGCAUGCGCUUCACCAACGCACAGGCGCUGGGAGGCCACAUGACGGCGCACACCAAGCGACGGCGCUCCAACUUCGCAAGCUACAGCUUCAGCGACACGGGGUCCGGCGGCAGCACCGCGUUCGCCAUGGCAGGUCCCACCUCCAUCGCGCCGCCCACUGUGCCUGCUGCAACGCCCCUCGGCCUCGCUGCACCCCCUGCUGCCAUCCUGUCAGGGGCGCCCCUUACGCACGCCGCUUCUGCAGCAGCGGUUGCCUACUUAGCCAGUGCAGGCGCAGGAGCAGCGGCAACUGGGGGAACAGUGCCAUCCACGCACGCACAUGCAGCGGCAAGUGUAGCAGAGCCCGUCCUAGGGUCGCUGCUUGGGCUGGGACUGGGUGGCGCAGGUAGCAUGGGUGUGAUGCGAGGCAGUGGUAGGGACGCGGGGGGGCACAGUUUGCAGGAGCAGAGGAGUGCAGCCGCACGACAGCAGAUGGUUGGUGGGGGGAGGGCAGACCUGGGUUCGGGCAUUGGUGUGGGCAGCAGCAGAGAGAGAGUGGGCAGAGGGUUUGAGGCGAGGGGUGGUCGAGGUGAUGGCGGGGAGGAGCUGGAGUGUAGUGCGAUGGGAAUGCAGCGACAGCGAUUGGUGCAGGCAUCAGAGAGCAGCCAGCCCACAGUGCAAUUCAAAUCAGGUAAGCACCGAGGCGCAAGGGUGGAAGCUUCUGUUGUUCCGGUGUGCCAGUCUGCUUGGAAUUUCACCUUCUCCUCUCCGCCCGCCCUUCCUGCCGUCUUUCCAUCUCUCCCGUGCCCAGACCCGUCAGACAUGUCGGCGCCAGAGCUGGUGUCAGCAAGAGCAUGGUGUCAGCUGGACAGGUCCAGCGGAGGGGCAUCCACGCCCCUUGCUGCAGGCCUAUCUCCCUUCGCGCAUGGUCUAGCGGCCACAGCUGUCCCUGGUGCAGAUGGCCCCCUCUCCUCUGCUGCUGCUGCAGCUGUUGCAAACACGCACUGGGCUUCCUUCAACUCAGGCCCGUUAGAGCGAGGCGUGGGCAUGUCAGAGUGGUCGCCUCUGCUCAACGGUCCCCCGGGGACCACGUCCUUCUGCGUCACUUUGGAGGACGCCUCGGGUCGCGAGGUGUCGCCAUGGCACGACGUGCCGUUGCAUUCCACCUCGGGCGGCUUCCACCUCGUUUGCACCACGCCCAAGGGGACUCAAGUAGACUGCCACGUGGCUGUUCAGGAGAGGCUCGCGCCGCUGCGCCAUCGCGUGCGAGCAGCCACUGCAGCGGCGGGCGGCGGGUGGCAGCUGGUGCAAUUCAACGAGCCAGUGCCCUGGAAUUGCGGCGUGCUGCCGCAGACGUGGUCGGACGGCGCACAGCGGUGCGCGGAGUUUGGAAACUUGCCGUUCGACGACAGCCCCAUAGAAAUGGUGGAGAUCGGCCGGCGCGUGCGCUCAGUGGGCGAGGUGUACUCUGUGGGGGCUCUCGCGGUGUUCGCGCUGGUGGACCCGCGCGGGUUGCGGCUGUCGUGGAAGGUGGUGGGCAUAGCGCUGGACGACGAUAGCGGCGUGGUGGACUCGCAGAACGGCUCCGUGCACAUCCUGCUCGACUCCAUCCAGGAGUGGCUGCACUCCUGCCGCGCUAUCCGAGGCGAGCGCGGGCGCGUGUUGCGGCUGAAGGAGGGCGUGGCGGACAAGGACAAGGUGCUCGAGAUCGUCGCGCACGCGCACGCCGCGUGGCAGCUGCUGCGCGCGGAGCGGCAGGCGGCGCUGAACCCGCGCAUGUCGAUGCUGGGGCUGGACGACGGCGACCUCAGCGAGGAGGAGGAGCUUGCGCGCGCCACCACGGGCGGGGGCAUGCUGGCGGGCAAGGUGGGGCUGGGCCCCCCCGUGCGCAUCUUCGGCGAGUCGUAUGCGUCCGACAUCGGCGGCCGGCGCACGAGCCGCUCGUCCGAGCGCGGCAAUGUGCGCACGCUGGGCGCGCCGGUGUUCGGCAGCAGCUUGCUGACGGAGUCGUGGGACAGCGAGGAGGAGAAGAGCCACUCGCGCCAGCAGUCGCUCGAGGACGACUGGGACGCGCCCGCCACUUCCAGGAAACCCGCCGCCGACGGGAACUUGGGGGGGGGUGGAGGGGGAAUUUGGGGCGGGGGUGGUGGCGCCCGGGGCGGCGGCGGAAUUUGGGGGGGUGCGGCGUCGACGGGGGGUCGAGGAGCUGGGGGGAUGUGGGGAGGGGGUUCGUGGCAGGAGCGCGAGAAGGUAAGCGCGCCGGGGUUCAGCGAGGGCGCGGAUCGCGCGCUUGUGCGCGCCAGCUCGUCGGCGGAAACGUCGCGCAGCCCGUGGCGGGUGGACGAAGGGGGCGGGGGCUACCUGGACGACGACGACGGCGGGCCGGGCGGGGGGAGAAUUGGGGGGGGGGCAGCGGUGGCUGCGGCAGGGGCAGGGGGAGUGAGUUCCCCUUCGGGCGCGCGGAGUGGGGAGGAUUGGGGCGAGGAGGAGCGGAUGGGGGACGGCGGGAAGAAGGGGUUGCGGCAGAAGAUCAUGGGGAAGCUGAAGCGCACGGCGCACAGCUGGAAAGAGGGCCUCACCAGCGGCGCCGACGAGCGCGACGGCCUGCGGGGGCGCGCGGGGUCGGGCGAGCUGAGCAUGUCUCCGCGCGCGCAGGCUGCGCACGACGCGUACGUGCAGCAGCAGGCGGAGGGCGACGACGAGCAGCCGCCGCAGCAGCAGGCGCAGGGCGGCACGUACGGCCAUGGGCAGCAGCAGCAGGGGGUUGGCAGAGCCAAGGGCGGGUGGCGUCCCUUCGCCGGGGGAGGGCUGCAGGCGGACGACCUCUCCGCCUCGCAACGCCACGGGCGCUCCAAGUCGUUCAUUACCGGGGGGCCCGGGGGAGGACAGGGGGGACCUCGCGGAAGCGGAGCGGUGGACAGCGUAGGGGCAGGGGCAGGGGCGGCGAGUGGGGCUGGCAGUGCGCAAGGGUCGAUAGAAGCGGGGUCAGGGGGGCGCGGGGCUGGCGAGGUUAACGCGGGCAGCAGCGCGGGCACGCCUGGUGCGGGUCAGAGCGGGUCUCGUAACCGACCCAUGUGGUUACCAGGCGGCUCGAAGCUGCCUUUAUUAAAUCGCCCAGUGUCGUCGUCGGGUCGCCUGGGUCGCAGCCCGUCCGUGGGCUUCCCUUCCUCGGGCACCCCCAAGGCGGGCGACGCAGGGGGCGCGGGCGCGGAGCUAGAUGCCUUUGACGCGCACUGCCGCGCCAAGGCCGCGCCUUUCUCCCCCCUCACCCCCUCCGCGUCCCUUUCGCCCCUCGCUAAUGGCAUUUCCGCUUCCAGCCUCCCCCCCCUGAGCCCCGCCCUUGGCUCUUCCCCCUCCAUGUCUUUGGGCGCGCGGGAGCUCUCCCGCACGCCCUCCGCGGACAGCCGCCACCUGCAGACCACCGCGCUCAGCCCGCUCGCCAGCCCCACCGCAGUGGGCGCAGGCCUGGGAUCCCGCGGGCGGGGCGCGCCGGCCGGCGCUGGGCGGGGCUCCGCGAUUCCGUCGCUGGUCGACAGCCCCUCCGCCAUCGGCGGUAGUCCCCUCGGGUCCCCGCGCGCGCCCACGCUCUCGGGGCCUCCCCCCCUCCACCGCGAUCUCUCCGCCCCAUCCGACCUGCUCUCCAGCCCCAGUGGGUCGCAGGGCGGCAGCUGCCCCCCCCCUGUUCCGCGCGCGGAUAAGAGCGGCGGCCAGCCUGAGCGGGAUGCCUCCGCGGGGAGCAAAGCAUCUCCCCAGGUGCGCGCGCUCUCCCCGCUUAAAGACCAGGGGGGGCUGGCUCCGGGGGUUAUAGCUGUGAGUGGCGGCGGCGGAACGGGACCGACCCCUCCGAGAACAGGCGGAACAAUGCGCGGAAAGAGCUCCUUGCGCUGGCGGCGGCCGGGCACUGCGCCCUCUGGGGGCGAGAAGGAGGCGCAGCUGCAAGCAGAGGGCGGAAAGGCAGGGGGGGCGCGGCUGCGAAGCGGGGAGAUGGAGGGCAGCGGGGAAGGGGGGGGACGUGGUAGCGGGGACGAGGAUGGGGCGCGGGCAGGCGCGGAGGAAUGGGAGGGCGACGAGAGUGAGGAGGGGGGGAGAAGGACGGGCAAUGGUGGCAGGAUGAGCGGAGAGGGAGUGGGGUCGGGCGGGGCAGGGCCAACAGUGUGGGAAGCGGGCGUAGGAAUGGGGGAGGGGAGCGAGGGCGCGGCAGUGGGAGAGGAGAGGGUGGAUCGGUUGCUGAUCCCGCACAACGGCGCGGGACCUGCGUCGGAGCCGCCCUCGCCCUCCGCCGCCUCGCCCACACCUGCCCCCGCGCCUGCUGCUGUGGCCGACGGCGCUGACGGCGUAGCAGCAGGGGCUGGAUGGGGCGGGGAGGGUACUGACGAGGGGGGAGGGGGCGCAGCAGGUGGGGCGGGAGGCGGUGGAGCAAGGCGCACCAGAUGGCGCAAGAUUGAAGUGGCGCGCCGUCCGCCCGUCCCCGUGCGGGGUGGUCCGGAUCAGGGGCAGGGGCAAGGGCAGGGGCAGUCAGCAUCAGCAACGCAAGCAGCACAGACUGUAGAGCUCGGACCGGGGCAGGGACAGGAGCAGGAGCAACGGCACGCCCAAGAGCAAGCGCCGUGGCUGGGGCAGGUGCAAGGGCAGGGGCAGGGGCAGGGGCAGGGGCAGGGGCAGGGGCAGGGGCAGGGGCAGGGGCAGGGGCAGGGGCAGGGGCAGGGGCAGGGGCAGGGGCAGGGGCAGGGGCAGGGGCAGGGGCAAACGAGGGCACUGUCUCCACUUCGUAUUGCGGAGUGUGUGGGGCGGGAAGAGGGCGAGCGGAGGGUGAGAGAUGCGGAGAGCCUUGUAGCGCGGGCGAGCGCGCGGCGCAACCAGGAGGAUGGCGCUGCGAUUCCGCGCACUGUGUCCUCCAGCCCGCGGGGCGUGCACGCCGGUGCAGGGGGGAAGCACGGGGGCAAAUGGAAAGAUACGGGGGGAGAUGGGAGAGGAGACGCGGGGGCACGGGCGGAAGCGGGGGGCGGGCGCGCAGUGUACACGGGCAGUCUGCGCACGCGGUCGGACAUGACGGGGGUGAUGGCGUCGUUCGACCCGCUGGACGCAGAGCAGAGCCGCGCGGGCAAGCAGCCGCACACGCUGCAGCUGGGAGCGAACGGCGGGGGGAGGGCGCAGGUGGCAGGUGAGCGAGGGAGGGCGGAGGCAGCGGGGUGGGACAGGGAGGCGCAGAGAAGCAGUGAGGCGGAAUGGGGGAGGGGAGAGAGGAGCAGGGAGGGGCGAUGGCGACACAUGUCAUGGCAGGCCGAGCCUGGCGGUAGAGACGAGUGGAGUGGCAACGGCGGUGAGAGGAGCCGCGGGGACGAGAAGGUCGUGCGCAGGGAGUGGGGGGGCGAGGGCGAGGAGGUUGAAGUGGGGGAGCAGGACGAGGAGGAAGAUGAUGAGGAGUACUUGGCAAGUCGAGCCCAGUAUUUGUACCGCUUGCAACCACAGAAGCAGCAGCCGCUGCCCUUGCCGCAGCCGCGGCAACAGCAGCAGCAGCAGCAGCAACAGCGGCAGCGUCAGCAGCAGCAGCAGCAGCAGCAGCAGCAGCGUGAGGAGAUGAGCGGCAAGGGCAUGUGGGAUGGCCGACUGGAGGGUCAGUUGCGACAAGGGGCCGAGAGGAGGGCGGGGCAGCAGGGACAGGGCGUGAGGGGGCCUGGCAUGGGCGGUGGGGAGCGGCGAGAGGCGCAGUGGGAUGCACGCGGGCAGCAGGGGGCGACGCAGCAGAUGUAUGAUAGCUGGCGUGCACGACAGGAGGAGCAAUACGCGGAGGAGGACGAGGAGCAGGAUGAGGAGGAUGAGGAGGAGGGGGAGGAGGGGGAAGAGGAUGAGGAAGAGGAAGAGGAGGAAUUGGAAGACGAAGGAGAUGACGAGGAGGAGGAAUUUGAGUAUGAAGGAAAAAGCGAGAGGGUGCGGAGAGAGGGAGAGAGAGCCGUUGAGCAAGAGGAGCAGGGCGGGCGACCUGCGUGCACGCAGGGGGGUGGCGGUAGCGGUGGGCGGGAGCGGCGGGGCAGCACACAGGGGUCGCGGGGGGAGGGCGAGUGGUGGGACGGGAAAGAGAGGCAGAGGGAGGAGGGCGGGUAUGGCAGGGGGGCGAGUAGCACAGGGCGGGUGGGGAACAGCGCUGGGGGAGCGGUCGGGGGAGGGCACUGUGGGGCGGACUCCCGGGGAGGGCGCAGCAGCAGCAGCAGUGACGGGCACAGGAGAGGGGGGGGGCGAGAAGGGGUGGUUUCAAGCGAGGAGGAGUACAGCAGUGGAGAGGGGGGGGCAGGCGCGAGGGUGUGGCAACAGCAGCAGCCGCCAGCGCAGCAGCAGCAGCAAUGGCAGGUGCGGGAGGAUGUGAGGGGGCGGGGUGAGGGGCGAGCAGGGGUGAGUCCUGCAAGGCCGCCGCGCAGCGGCACGUGGGACGAUGGCGACUUUGAGCGCGCAGGGCGCUUCCCCAAAGCCCUGUCGUAUGACUCCCCAGGGCGAGGCUCCCCCGGCCAUGGGCACGCGGGGCGCGGUGGCAAGGGGGCGCACGAGCACAGGGAUGCGCGCAGGGAGGCCGUUGACCGGAGGGGCGGCAGUGGCAGCACCGGCAAUGGCAGGGCGGAUGCGAGUCGCGGGGACAGCAGUGGGCGAGGGGAUGGCAGGGCGAGGCGAGGCGAUGGGCGCGCGGGUGGGGCUGAUGUGCGGGGCAGCGGUGGGGAGAGUAGGGGCGCGGUCGCGGAUGGCAGGGGCGGAGUGAGGGUUGGGGGGGCCGCUGGACCGAGGGGGCAUGUUGGGAGUGGGGGUGGGGCAAGGCAGAGCGAGGAUGGGCGAGCAGCGGCGCGCAUGAUGAUGCCUCGCAGCGCCACCGUGGCCGCCGUGCUCUCCACCUCCUCCCCUGGGGCCGCCUCGCCUGCCGCAGCAGCGCGCGGCGGUGCGGGCGGGGGUGCAGGUGCGAGUGGCAGUGGCAGUGGCAGUGGCAGUGGCAGGGGGCACGGGUCAAGUGGUGGCAGGGGGGCAGCAGGGCAGGUGGAACGGAGCGGCAGGCAGGGCGAGGAGAGGGCACAGGGGUUUGCAGGGGUGCAGGCGCGGGGAGGGGCGCAGGGGAAAGGGGGGGGAAGAGGGGUUGGGGCAACGGAGGGUGUGAGGCAUGGAAGUUACGGGCCCAGGCAGAGGUCUGCACCCACCAGGGAGGGUGGUGCUGCCGGGCGCGUGUGA
Molecule: messenger RNA, 9312 nt
Organism: Closterium sp. Naga37s-1
Lineage: Eukaryota; Viridiplantae; Streptophyta; Zygnematophyceae; Desmidiales; Closteriaceae
Source: the annotation of a GenBank genome assembly